Nicotiana tabacum (common tobacco) is the source of this 1467-nucleotide messenger RNA. Lineage: Eukaryota; Viridiplantae; Streptophyta; Magnoliopsida; Solanales; Solanaceae. The record is from RefSeq and is a predicted model, not a curated record.
UGUACUACAUCAUAGCUAACACAUGUAUAUGAGUUGUAUAGUAGGUGUAAUUAGGUGUAUGACAACUAAUAGAUUAGGUGAAUUAGUAUUAUAAAUAGGCCUUGUAAUCUUCUCUUCUAGAUAUGAAAUAUAGAACUUCUUUGGUUUCUAACACUCCUAUAUUAGAGUACUGUGAUAAAAUCUCAUUGCCAGCAAAAGUUUGCAAACUCUUACCAGUAUUAUCUAGAAGUUGAUUGCAGUUGCAAUUUAUUUGACUUGGAUUUGAUUCGUGCAGGAGACCAUGCCUCGGAGCAACAUCAUCAUCCUUACUAAUCCAUCAUCUAAACUUCCUGUGGAGAGAGAUAGACUGACCAUUCUACCCAUUCAAGGUGAUUAUUCACGAGAAAUGUUGAUGCUACAAAGAAUCAGGUCUUACAUUGUAAGAGAACAGUUCAUUAUUAUGAAGGGUCUUUCUAGAAACACGAGCUAUGGAGCAUUUAAAAUGGAAGGGGCAAGUGAAUCAUUACAUCUUUACCGACUCGGAUAUAGCAGUGGUUGAUGACUUGGGGCAGAUAUUUAAUGAUCACCUUGAUUUUCAUGUGGCUCUAACAUUCCGUAACAACAAAGAGCAACCUCUGAAUUCAGGAUUUAUAGCAGUGAGGGGCACUCCUGAGGGAAUUCUAAGAGCAAGGUUUUUCUUGGAAGAAGUACUAAAAGUCUACACGACAAAGUUCAUGAAAGCUUCCAGAAUGCUCGGGGAUCAAUUAGCUCUUGCCUGGGUUGUAAAAUCUCACUCUUCCUUUGAUGUUCAAAGGUUUACCAGAAAACAAGCAUUUACUGACCGAAUUAGUGGCGCUUCAGUGCUAUUCUUGCCGUGUUCCAUUUACAACUGGACACCACCAGAGGGCGCCGGUCAAUUUCGUGGGAUGCCCUUGGAUGUUAAGGUAGUGCAUUUUAAGGGAUCAAGAAAGAGACUUAUGCUGGAGUCUUGGAGCUUCUUAAAGUCAUCGUCAUUUUCAGAUAUUCCUGAUAUGUUAUGCCUAAUCCUGAGAAGUGGCAGGACGAAGUACGAUUUCUAGUUUAGAUUACCUUUGGUUAUACCAGUCAGAGGGAUCUAUCUUGAGUAACAAGGUCCACACAUGAAAGAAUGACCGGGCUGUUUGAGGUCAUUGGUAGUAAUGUACAGUCAACAUUCACCAAUCAUGCCAAAUGGAAACUGAGCCUAAGUCAAUGGUUCAAUAUUGCUGCUCAGUUUGUGACUUGCAGAGAUUCAGAUGACAGGUGGUUUCUAGCUGUAAUUUUUCUUAUUUUUUGUGUAAUAAUUAUAUGUAAGUUCUUGAAUGUCAAUAGUUCCAUUCUUUCUUCUCUAGAAAUUUCAACAGGAUCAGUAUUGAUAUUUCUAUAGGAACUUCACCACUGAAUGCUCCUUUUAUGCUAUGGAAAAGAUACCAGUAUUCCAUACAAGUUUUUCACUUGCAACUUCACAUU